Molecule: messenger RNA, 6070 nt
Organism: Achroia grisella
Lineage: Eukaryota; Metazoa; Arthropoda; Insecta; Lepidoptera; Pyralidae
Gene: mbc
Product: dedicator of cytokinesis protein 1
Exons: 39
Coding region: 94-6021 (1975 amino acids)
Biological process (GO): small GTPase-mediated signal transduction; cell migration
Cellular component (GO): plasma membrane; cytoplasm
Molecular function (GO): small GTPase binding; guanyl-nucleotide exchange factor activity
Source: RefSeq, a predicted model, not a curated record
AGUGUUCUUCACUUCAGUUCAAUGGGAGAUAAAAAUGAUUAUUUUCUUAUUUCUGGGUUAAAUAUAUAAUAAAAUAUCGUGUGUUUUAUCACCAUGGGUUGUUGGGAGAAAGUGGAAAAUGAAGACUGCUAUGGUGUCACAAUAUACAACUUCCCCGGGAGCGGCGCACACCACCUCUCCCUGGAUGUGGGGGAGCUGGUGCACAUUGAACGCGAGGCACACAAGUGGUUCUACGGCAGCAGCCUCAGGAAAGACGCCAAAGGCAUCUUUCCAAAGAGCUACGUGGUUAUACGAGAGAGCAAUGUUGAAAGAUGUGGAGAGACGGUAGUGGCGUCUGCAGGCGGUGUAGGAGUGGCUCACGAUAUUGCCGUCACUCUCCGAGAUUGGCUGCCGGACUGGAAGAAUUUAUAUAUUAAUAACGAUGAACGAUUCAAGUUUAUGGAAGUAAGCAUGCGUGCGCUAUUCGAGUUGCGCGCUCAAGCCGUCAGCGGAGCCCUACCGCAGGACCAGCUGCGUAGGGUCGCCAGGACCGCUGUCUUUACAAUUGACAAGGGAAACAGGACAUUAGGUAGAGAGCUGGCGGUGAGGACGGCCAGCGGUCACCUCGUGGAUCCAAUAAAAACCUCCACGUUCAAACUGAACUCUCUGCACGAUGAUGCGAACGCCCGCAUCGAAAAGAAUAUGGAAACAACUCCAGCUACUCCGCCUCCACCUGCACUACCGGCCAGUGCUCGAACGUACACGUUGGCGAUACGAGUCAACAAUUUCGUUUGUAGGAUAUUGGACAGGGCGCAGUUACUUCUCUCGUUGUAUGACGGCGCUGGUAAUAAGAUCACGGAGAAUUUACUGAUCAACUGGCCACAACCGAAUUUCAACCCUGUGCAAGCUGUAUUCACGGAUUUACCAUGUGAGAUAAAGAAGGAAAAAGUGUUUCUAGUGUGCCAUAUUGUGAGGAUAGGGUCCAUGGAACCUCAGUCUAUAGACUACAGACGCAGCUCAGUAGCGGUGGGCGCGGGCGCGGGCGCGGGCGUGGGCGCGGGCGUGGGCGGGGGCGCGGGCGGGGGCGCGGGCGCGGCGGGCGGGGCGGCGGGCGCGGGCGCGGGGGCGGGGCUGCGGCGGCCGGGGGGCGUGGCCGCCGCUGACGUCACGCGACAGCUCGCAAGCGACCACCCCUCCAAGGAGAUACAGCUGCCCUUCUACCCUUGUGAGAAAGAGAAUAUGGACUCAUUACUGAAGAAGGUGAUGACGAAUCGAGACCUCAAAGACACAAAGCACUCGCAGGCACUGUGGGUGGUGCUGCAGCUGGUUGAAGGGGACCUUAGACAGAUCCGAGAAGAAAACCCGCACUUAGUUGUUGGUAAUACAGCCAUCGCCCGCAAGAUGGGAUUCCCUGAAGUCAUAAUGCCGGGUGACGCCCGUAACGAUCUCUAUGUGACACUCGUCUGCGGAUCUUUUUCUAAAGGGAGCAAAUCAUCCGAUAAAAAUAUAGAAGUCACCGUCAGGGUUGUCGAUAAAGAUGGAAAUAUAUUCCCGGGUGUGGUCUCGGUAGGCGAGGGUUGGUCACGAGUGGAUGAGUAUACCUCACUAGUGUACUAUCACGACGAUCGACCACGCUGGCAGGAAGUAUUCAAGAUUUGCCUCAACAUCGAAGAGUUCAAGGAGGCUCAUCUAGUGUUCCUGUGCCGGCAUCGUAGCUCCAAUGAAGCAAAGGAUCGUGCCGAGCGACAUUUCGCUAUCUCCUACCUGCGGCUCAUGCAGCGCGAGGGCACCACCACGCCAGAUGAUACACACAACCUCUGUGUCUACAAGAUCGAGAACAAGCGCGGCGCGGCCGGCGUGGAGCGGGAGGCGGCCGCGGCGUGCCUGGCGCUGCCCGCGCGCCGCGCCGACCUCCCCGCCGGCGCCGAGCGCGGCCUCACGCGCGGCGUGCUGGCGCUCGCGCCGCGCGACGCGCUCUCCGUCGCCACCAAGCUCUGCUCCACCAAGCUCACGCAGCGAGAGGGUUCGCCGCCCCGGUGCCCGCCCACCAACCUGAUGCUGGUGCCGAGUGAGGAAAUCGUGAAAUUCCUCCAGGAUAUACUUGAUGCUCUCUUCACCAUAUUGACCUCGGUGGAAGAAGACCGCAAAACCUACACGGAGAGCAGUUACGGCGUGCUAGUUCUGGACUGUUUGUUGCGUGUGAUAUCACUGGUAGCUGAUCACAAGUAUCAACACUUCCAGCCCGUAUUACAGGUGUAUAUAGAGCAGAGCUUCUGUGAAGCAGCAGUUUAUGAGAAUCUGAUUUCUGUGAUAAUAUGGGUCAUCCGUAUGGCGGAGAACGACGAGGUGGCGCUGAAGCGGCUGCUCAUCUGCAUGAAGUGCGUCGAGAGCCUCUUCAGGGUGAUCGUCCGCAGUCGUCAGUUGCGGAGCAAGCUUUCAUACCACGCACCUGACUCAUUCAAAUCGCAUUUUGAGGAUCUUCUGGAGGCGCUGGUCUGGCUGAUGCGUUGCGGAGACCACGCCCUCACGUGCCAGGGCUCCGCCCUCAAGUACCUGCCUCAUGCUGUGCAGCAUGUCCUCAAAGUGUACCCCGACACCGAUCUCAGCGCAUUCUUCGUUAAAGCACUAAGCGCUUUAUCGAUGAAUAAGCUGAGCAAACAACGUAUGCUGGCCCUGUUGGAACUAGUUCGAGGGCCGCUUUGCCUCUCGGCAGCAGCCAGAUCUCGCCUCUUACCCCAUCUAGCGGACACUGUAUGUGUACUGUUGAAGGAAAAAGCCGAGUUGGACCGCGAGGCUGUGCACAAGUCGCGUUCGGUCGACAAGGCGGCGCGACUUCUCGGUGCUGACACGUCUCGCCUGCAGGACCACACCCAUCAUCAGCAAAUCCUGGAAUUGUGCGUGGAAGCACUCGGGGAGGUGAUGACUCUCCUGGCCAGAGAUGACGUGGGCCCGGUGGAUACGGACAGGGCAGAGUUGGCCAGGUCUCUCUUGCCUACUGUAUUCCAUACAGCCACGACAAUGCUAAAGGACAGAAGUAACACUCAGGAGUUUGUUGAUGAUCCGUUACUGAGGCGACUCAUCUGCGUACUCCUCGAUAUGGUUCGCCAGAUGUCCGAAGAGCAAUAUUGCGUGAUCGUGAAAGCGCUAGAAGCGGAAAGACUGGGCGGCUCAAGGUCAUUACUGUCAGAUGCACUGGAACUGUUGUCCGCUAUACUCCAGCGACCGGUGUUCAGAGCGCACUGGGCUGAUAUGCUGCAUUUACAACACAACGUCAUGUUACAUGCCUUGAGAUUACUAUCAUUAACCCUUCGCGAACGCCUGGAAGCGGUGGACAUAUCAGACGGUGAGAUGGUCGAGACAGUAUACUCGAUGUGGCGGGAGUGGUUCAACAUGGCGUCGUUGCUGGCGACGUCGCCGGUGUUGCAGCUGGAGACGUUACCGACGCCGCGUAAGCAACGCGUCGUCGCGUUGUACGGAGACUUGCGGCGCGACAUCGCUGAACUGAUCAGCGACAUGUGGUUCGGACUAGAUGACCACCGGCGCGCGUUCAUUCCUUGCUUGGUGGGCCCAAUCCUGGAGGUCAGUGUCCUACGAGACGACGAGGUCCGCCAUAAGACCAUACCGCUCUUCUUCGACAUGAUGCAGACAGAGUAUACGCAUAGCGUGGCUAAAGGAGAAACCGAGGGCCACCUGCGCGAGGUGGAGAGCGAGCUGAUCGACAAGCUGGACGUGGUGGCGGCGCGCGGCGGCGGGGACGCCGGGUGGCGCGCGCUGUCGGUGGCGCUGUGCGGCGCGCUGUGCCGGUCGGCGGGCGGCGCGCUGGGCGGGGCCGCCGCCGCGCUCGUGGCCGCGGCCGCGCGCCAGCUGGACACGCUGCUGCAGGACCGCGCCGCCGCCGCCGCCGCCUCCUCCGCCGCGCGCGACCACCGCAUGCACCUCACCGCGCGCGUGCUCAGGUUCUACGACCACAUCGACCGGCAGCACAUGUAUAUACGAUACGUGCACAAGCUGGCGGGCAUGCACCUGGCAGCAUCGCAGUGGACGGAGGCAGCUCUCACGCUGCGACUGCACGCGCGCGAGCUGCGCUGGUCGCACGAGCCGCUGCCGCCGCGCCUGCGCCUGCCGCCCGCCGCGCCCGCGCUGCCGCCCGCCGCGCCGCACCGCACGCACCGCGACCUCAAGGAAUUCCUGUACAUUGAAGUAGCGGAGCUUCUCAAAAAGGGACGUCAAUGGGAGUUAGCUGUGGAGAUAAUAAAGGAACUGGUGAACGUGUAUGAAGAUGAAGCGUUAGGGUACGGGGUACUGGCAGACCUGCACGGGCACCUAGCGACGCUGUACAACUCAAUAAUGAUGGAGCAGAGAUGCCAUCCGUCGUACUUCCGUGUAUUAUACUACGGGAAAGGAUUCCCGGAACACUUGACGGUGGACUUUGGAUUCGUAUACCGCGGUAACGAGUAUGAGCAACUGGCAGACUUCACAGAGCGAUUGAUGGACGAAUGGCCCAACGCUGAAGUACUCACCAAACUAGAUGCGCCUGGAGAUGAUAUUAUUAACUCUAAUAAGCAAUAUUUACAAAUAAACGCUGUGGAACCAUUAUUAAGUGAUAAGCUGAAGCGUCUCUCAGACAAGCCGGUGUCGGAGCAAGUGCUGUCCUACUACAAAUAUAAUAGCGUUGACAAGUUCGUGUUCUCGAGACCGUUCCAACGACAAGAGGAAUCGGUAGAUGGCACUACAGACGACCCCAAUCAGAACAAGUUUGCUACUCAGUGGCUGCUGCGGACCGAACUAGAGAUCAGUGACAAAUUGCCCGGCAUCCUGCGCUGGUCGCAGGUGGUGCGCGUGCAGUCGCGCUGGGUGUCGCCGCUGCAGGCCGCCGUGGAGGCGCUGCAGGCCGCCAACCUCGAGCUGCGCGCGCUCGUGCUGUCCUCGCGGGCGCCCUCCGCCUCGCUGCACCCGCUCACGCUGCGGCUCAACGGUAUCUUGGACGCAGCUGUUCAAGGUGGUAUUAAGAACUACGAGAGCGCGUUUCUGACACCGGCGUACGAACAGCGACAUCCAGAAGACGCACCGGUACUAGCGAAACUGAAGGAUCUCAUCGUGGACCAGAUACCGUUACUCAAAUACGGUCUGGAGGUGCACGGAUCCCGAGCGCCGCCCUCCCUGCAGGCGCUGCACCAGCACCUCGCGCAGUGCUUCCGGCAGAUGCAGCUCCACGUACAGCAUCGGUACGGGGUCAAGAUGACGGACUUGGAGCCUGAGACGCCCGAGGUGCAGCUGAGGAUGCGUACUCCAGCCAGAGAGACCAGCACGUCAGACCCCAAUAACUCCAAUAACAGGAUCUCCGAUAUAUCAACGGGCAACGAUACUUCGUCCCGGCUGAAAUUUUUCAGUUUCAACAGUGCCAUAAAUCCACUCGUGAGAAAUAGCAGUGGUGGAUAUUUCGGCACCUUGCAAAAUCCACCCAGGAAACGGGACAAGCGACGCACCAGAAAGCAGAGCGUUUACAGUAUAAAGAGUGAAAUCGGCACGCCAGCGAGCGGAAGUCAAUGGUACACGUCCCAUUCGACUCCAAACGGUAACAGCAACAGUAAUACAUCGGUGAACACUAUCAACACGCCCGAGACGCCCACAUCGUCGCCACUGCGGGAACUGAGACAAGAGAACUUCCACCAGCUGGUGACGGAGCGGCCCCUGCGAGCGGAGGUGGAGCGGGAGCGGCGAGCCUCGCAGCGAGCCAGCCUGCUGCCGUCCGCGCCGCCCUCCAACAGGGACUCCAUGGGCACAACCGACUCGAACCAUGACGACGAGGAGCCCCCGCCGCUCCCCGAGAAGCAGUCCCACCGGUACUCAGACGGAGAUAACAACAACAACGGGGACUCGAACCCGCUACCAGUUAGGAACAACUACGACCUGGUGAUGCCACCAACUAGAGGUUCAUUCCUAUACAAUUCACUAGCGAUCAGAAAGAAUACGACGGCAAUGGGAGAGAAGCCACCAACACCUCCGCCUAAAAAGAAAAACGUACAAAACAACAAUCUGUAACUUUAUAGCAUAGGGGACAUACGAGCUUGCGGCUCGCCUGAUGGUAAGU